AACAAAACAAAUUGUUGAGCGAUGAACUGUCCAAAACACGUUUGUUAUUUUAGUUGAUAUAUUAAAACAUUUUAGUUAUUGUACUAUGGAGGCAAGCACUGGAAAAAAUAUUUUGAAUAAGAUAAAAUUUAAAUGCAGUGUCAGUUCUGUAUUAAACAAGGAUGUUAAACAAAAUGGGAAAAAUUUCAUGUUUGAUUCGAUUGAUGAGACGGCUUGGAGUUCAGAACAAGGGAACUCACAAUGGAUAAAUAUACUUUUUGAAGAACCGCAAGAUGUUAAAUAUUUUAAUAUACAAUUUCAGGGUGGUUUUGCUGGUAAAGAUUUAAAAGUAGACGUUGAAAACAUUGACAAUACUCUUAUUCAUUCCCAAGAAUUUUACCCGGAAGACAUUAAUUCAAUUCAAAAAUUUGAGUUUAAUAAUAAAAUUGAAAAAGCUAGUAAAAUUAAAUUUAAGUUUAAUUCUAGUUAUGAUUUUUUUUGUAGAAUUAUAAUAUAUAAGUUAGAAAUAUAUAGCUGAUUUUUAUAAUGUUA
Condylostylus longicornis is the source of this 531-nucleotide messenger RNA. Its product is annotated as nuclear receptor 2C2-associated protein. The record is from RefSeq and is a predicted model, not a curated record. Bases 86 to 517 code for a protein of 143 amino acids. The transcript has 3 exons. NCBI's taxonomy places the organism in Eukaryota, Metazoa, Arthropoda, Insecta, Diptera, Dolichopodidae.